CGCCUCGCCUCGCCGCUCGCGCCAGGUUACGCGUCGCGCGUCGCGCGUGUGGUGCAGUGUAGUGAACCGCCCAGUCGCUCCGUCCGGCGGGUUGGGCGUUCGCGAGUGUUCUUGCGUGCGUGUGACAGUGACAGUGUGUGUUUCUGUUUGUGUGCGUGUCAGUGCGGAGAGUGCAACAUUUUGGAUAUCCGGCUCCCAGGUCGUCCGGGUCGCGGCGCCGUGCCCCGGCGUCGUCGGCGCGGCUUAGCAUGACGGAGGUGUGACUUGCCUCGCCUCCCCGCCAUGCGGCAGGCCGGGGCAGGGCAGGGCAUGCAGCCCCGUGGCCAAGCUGAGGCCCAUGGCCAGUGACAGUGGCACCAGUGACACAGUGAUGUGCGGCCUCGGCCCUGACGACCGCGACCCCUGCCCUCCGGAUCCACCCAUGUUGGCCAGAGUCAAGUACUUGGGCUCGUUCCCCGUGACGGGCCAGGACCACGCCAGCAGGGCCGACAACGUGCGGCUACGCCUCCAGGAACUGCGGGCAAACUCGAGCGCCAAGUCCGUGCUGCUAGUCAUUUCGGUGGCCGGCAUCAAAGUAUGCAGCCCGGACGGGCAGGGGGUCUUGAUGGCGCACGCGCUGCGCCGGAUAUCCUACGCCACGUGUGAGCCGCUGCACGCACAGUUCAGCUUCCUGGCCAGGGAGCCGCGCGGGCAGCUCAGCCUGCAGUACUGCCACUCGUUUCUCGCCGGGUCUCCUCAGCAGGCUGAGGAGCUCAACUCGAUCGUGGGCAAUGCGUUCCGCAUGGCGUACGCCGCCCAGCUGCAGCGGCAGGACGCCACUCUGAGCCACGGCAAGUCCAACAUCAACAACAACAACAUCUUCGUCAACAAUAACAACAACAAUAACAACAACAACAAUGAGCUGCGCCAUACUUGGGCGCAGCACCUGAUCAGCUCCCGGUCGGCACCGCCCCCGGCGCCGCCACCCCUGCCGCCCGCGGCCCCCGCGGCCCCCGCAGCCCCCUCGGCCAUGAGCCGCCCCGCCACGACGGCGUCCUCGAGCACGCUGCCGACGUCGCGGCUCGCCAGCACCAUCCUCAACCCGUGCAGCCCCGAGAGCGACGACAGCAACUCGCCCACGGAGCUCAACUCGUACCGCAGGCUCGGCGACAAGCCUCCGCUCAUCAAGCGCCUCGCCAUGGGGUUUACGGGCCGCGAGACGGUGGACGAGGACGCCUCGGACGUGGCGCCGCUGGUGGCGGCCGUGGUGGAGAGCCCCACCAACAACAACAUGGUGGAGGACUCCCCCGUGACGUCGCACGCGCCGCCACUGCAUGGCGUGCACGGCGUGCAGGGUUCGCUGGCCGGGCCGCUCGCCGCGCUGCACGCCCACCUCCAGAGCCGGGCCACGGCCACGGCCACCGCCAUGGCGACCAUGGCGGCCAUGGCCCACGCCGACCACCCCAAGCACAUCGACGUCCGGUUGACGCAGUGUGCGCACGCUGGCUCCAUGGAUCUAGCCGACCUGAAGAACAAGCGGAUUUCUCAAAUCAGCUCGUGCUCGUCUGGAGUGUCGUCCAGUAGCCCCGGCACGCUGAGCGCCGCCCCCGCCGCUGCCCCCGCCCCCGCGGCGCGCUGCGGAGCCGCCCCCACGCCGCCCCCGCUGCCGGAGCGGACGGACAGCCUCGUGAUGAGGCCAGAGGACGGCGACCUGAAGAGCGCUCCCUGGUUCCAGGCUGGCAUCCCUCGAGAAAUCGCUCUUGAAGUGCUUGGACGAGAACCAGUGGGAGCAUUCAUGGUUCGUGAAAGCACAACAAAGUUGGGCUGCUUUGCUUUGUCCUUGCGAGUUCCUAGAGAUUUUCAGCCCUCUGGAAUCGCACAUUAUCUUAUUUUGAGAACAAAUAAAGGCUACAAAAUCAAGGGUUUUACUAAAGAGUUCUCCACAUUGUUGGCCCUAAUCACGCACCAUUCAGUGAUGCCCGAACUCCUUCCAGUUCCUCUAGCUCUAAGCCGGAAACAUGUCAACUCAAGCAGGACAGAUUCUAGUCGAGAUUUUGCUGAUGUUGAUAAUGAUCCUGAUUACAACACCCUAGCUGAUUUCAGGAAAAUUAUGGCAGAUCUUAAUGUUUAAGGGUUUUUUUUUUUUUUUUUUUAAGAAAAAUAUCUAUAUUCAUGUUUGUUUGAAGAGCAGAACUGAUGAAGUGACCCUGUAUGUGAAAGACUCUUACAUGACACAAUACUUUCAUCUGAAAGAUUAGUGUGAAAAGUGCCAAAGUCUGAUAUUAUAGUCUUAAAGAUGCUUGGGUAUUGUUGCCUGUUUAGAAUGCUAGUCCAUGUAAAGUGUCUUUUAUUUUUAUUGUAAGAAAAAUGAACUAUCAAUCCUAAAUAGAAUGCCAGUUGGGAAGGGAAUCUUCAUCCUUCAUAUCAAAAAUAUUAAAACUUUACUAGUCCUGAUUUAAAAAACAAAAAUAACUCUGUGUCAAAGUUUUUAAUUUUGCAUUGUUACAUUCUGAAACGCAUGUAUGCCUAUUGGUUGCAAGGAUUUUGAACAAUGUUGACAGAUUCUGAUUCUGGCUGUGUGAUUUUAAUAAUUUAAGGCUUAAAUACCAUCAUCUUUGAUGGAACUGAUACUGCUUCUCACAAUUUGAAUGUGAGUAACAGUAGGAACUGAAUUGAUUUGAAAACAUUUAAAAGUGGAAAUCAUUUACCAGUCAGAAUAAGAGUCAAAAUUGGUCUGAAUCCUUAACUUAAUACAACCACCGUAGGUAAGCUUUAUUGUAAACCAAGUGUGGUUGCUUUAUCUCUCUUUGUGUGUGGUAAUGAUUGAUUCUUACAAAGUGUUCUUUGCAUCUGUUAACAAUGAUUGAGAAAUCUAAUGCUUUCAUUAUGGACCAUGAAAUGUGUGACAUCUCUGAUGCCAUGAAAGCUGUAAGGGACAAAUUAUUAAACUGUGAUAAUUAGUUGAUGUUGAAGUUACAUGUACAUUUUUAAUUUCUUGUUGAUUAAGAUAGAUUUAGGAAAUUUGCAUGCAUGCUGCAGCUGCAGUCCUUUCCACUGCAACCCAAUGAAAUCUGUAAAAUUGUUAUUGAUGCCAAAUUCUGCUUCACUUAAUUUGUUUAAAUCCUAGUCCUCCUUCCUCUUUGCUUCCAUGCAUUUAAAAAAAUGUUUUCUUCUUAGUUUGUUGUUAAACAACACUCUCAUCAUAUCACCUCAUUAUGGCCUUUGUUGCAAUGCUUAAUCUCUUGAAAAUUAUGAUCACAAAAUAUGAAUUUAUGUUAGAGUUUUCACUUUUGUUCUGCUUGUAAAUUAAACAUUGACAGAAUCUUGUGAGUGCAUCUAGUGAUGAAGAUGUGAACAGUCAAUCAGGUUCAAUUGACUGAUGGGGAUUGAAAAGAAUGAAUUCUUAUGUAAUAUUAACAAUAGAAAUUUUAUUAGAAUUUUCUAAAGCUGUACCAAAUUAUGGUGAUUGUGCUGCAGUUAAAAGUGCGUUGAGAAACUAUUAACUUCAUGGUUGCUUUUGUGUGAUGCUAGUCAAAUAGGUUUGAGUUCCAUCUAAUUUCCAAGCACUGUUGUUUCAGCAGGAAAUUCAGAGCUAAAUGUACCUACCUAAAAAGUUGCUGCCCUUGAAAAUAUUUAGGCAGUCUACACUCAAACUAAAUUAUCAGUCAAAAUAAAUGAAAUGCAUUAUUAUGAUA
Thrips palmi is the source of this 3674-nucleotide messenger RNA. RefSeq lists its product as uncharacterized. NCBI's taxonomy places the organism in Eukaryota, Metazoa, Arthropoda, Insecta, Thysanoptera, Thripidae. The record is from RefSeq and is a predicted model, not a curated record. The transcript is spliced from 12 exons. Bases 338 to 2110 code for a protein of 590 amino acids.